Molecule: messenger RNA, 2583 nt
Organism: Pan troglodytes (chimpanzee)
Lineage: Eukaryota; Metazoa; Chordata; Mammalia; Primates; Hominidae
Gene: CFAP52
Product: cilia and flagella associated protein 52
Exons: 14
Coding region: 643-2391 (582 amino acids)
Molecular function (GO): protein binding
Source: RefSeq, a predicted model, not a curated record
CCUUCAUUUCCAAGAAUGCUAAUGAACUCGAAUUCGGCAGGCUGGGUUUCUGCGCGGGCGUAGAGCUGGAGCGCAUGCGCUCGUCCGUUACCAUAACGACCAGAAGACGCUGCACCCACUGGGGAGGAGAGCAAAGUAAUCAGAACCUCCCAAGGAUGGAUAACAAAAUUUCGCCGGAGGCCCAAGUGGCGGAGCUGGAACUUGACGCCGUGAUCGGCUUCAAUGGUGAGGCCUCCAGCAUCUUUGGGCUGGCUGGUUUAGGAAUUCGGAGGACGUGUAGUGCAAACAGGAAUAGUGAGACACCGGGGACACCUGAAAGGCAGUGUGGGACAACAGCAGGCGCCCUGGCCAGGGACAUGCACAGGAGGACCCGCACAGCCUGACCUGCCCCAAGGCCUUGGAGAGUCACUUCCUCGAUCCAAGCCUCAGGGAGUGGGAUGGUUUUUACCAGCUCGGACAAGCGCCAGCACCUAAAAGGGACCAAAUGCCUCCUCCCCAGGCGGGCCGGAUGAGUACGGGUGGUUGUAACCCUUCUCCCACUAGGUCAGCCCUUCCUGGCUCUGAACCCCACGCCGCUCGCAAAGCCCUAGGCUCCUUCGACAUGUACCCACUGGUCUCAAAUGCCAUCCUGACCAGGAGCAUAUGAUUUAUCCUCUUGGUUGCACAGUCCUCAUUCAGGCAAUAAAUACUAAAGAGCAGAACUUCCUACAGGGUCAUGGCAACAACGUCUCCUGCUUGGCCAUCUCCAGGUCUGGAGAGUACAUCGCCUCCGGACAAGUCACAUUCAUGGGGUUCAAGGCAGACAUCAUUUUGUGGGAUUAUAAGAACAGAGAGCUGCUUGCUCGGCUGUCCCUUCACAAAGGCAAAAUUGAAGCUCUGGCCUUUUCUCCAAAUGAUUUGUACUUGGUAUCACUAGGAGGCCCAGAUGACGGAAGUGUGGUGGUGUGGAGCAUAGCCAAGAGAGAUGCCAUCUGUGGCAGCCCUGCAGCUGGCCUCAAUGUUGGCAAUGCCACCAAUGUGAUCUUCUCCAGGUGCCGGGAUGAGAUGUUUAUGACUGCUGGAAAUGGGACAAUUCGAGUAUGGGAACUGGAUCUUCCAAAUAGAAAAAUCUGGCCAACUGAGUGCCAAACAGGACAGUUGAAAAGAAUAGUCAUGAGUAUUGGAGUGGACAAUGAUGAUAGCUUUUUCUACCUUGGCACCACGACUGGAGAUAUUCUAAAAAUGAACCCCAGGACUAAACUGCUGACAGAUGUUGGGCCUGCGAAGGACAAAUUCAGUUUGGGAGUGUCAGCUAUCAGGUGCCUGAAGAUGGGGGGUUUGUUGGUGGGCUCUGGAGCCGGACUGCUGGUCUUCUGUAAAAGCCCUGGCUACAAACCCAUCAAGAAGAUUCAGUUACAAGGCGGCAUCACUUCUAUCACACUUCGAGGAGAAGGACACCAGUUUCUCGUAGGAACAGAAGAAUCGCACAUUUAUCGUGUCAGCUUCACGGAUUUCAAAGAGACGCUCAUAGCGACUUGUCACUUUGAUGCUGUCGAGGAUAUUGUCUUUCCAUUUGGCACUGCUGAGCUAUUUGCAACCUGUGCCAAGAAGGACAUCAGGGUGUGGCACACAUCAUCCAACAGGGAGCUGCUGCGGAUCACCGUGCCCAACAUGACCUGCCACGGCAUCGACUUCAUGAGGGACGGCAAAAGCAUCAUUUCAGCAUGGAACGACGGUAAAAUCCGAGCCUUCGCCCCAGAGACAGGCCGACUGAUGUAUGUCAUUAACAAUGCUCACAGGAUCGGCGUCACCGCCAUCGCCACCACCAGUGACUGUAAAAGGGUCAUCAGUGGCGGUGGGGAAGGGGAGGUGAGGGUAUGGCAGAUAGGCUGUCAGACCCAGAAGCUGGAGGAGGCCCUGAAGGAACACAAGUCAUCAGUGUCCUGCAUUAGGGUGAAGAGGAACAACGAGGAGUGUGUCACCGCCAGCACCGAUGGGACUUGUAUCAUUUGGGACCUUGUGCGUCUCAGGAGGAAUCAGAUGAUACUAGCCAACACCUUAUUCCAGUGUGUGUGCUAUCACCCUGAGGAGUUCCAGAUCAUCACCAGUGGAACAGACAGAAAGAUUGCUUACUGGGAAGUAUUUGAUGGGACAGUAAUCAGAGAAUUGGAAGGUUCCCUGUCUGGGUCGAUAAAUGGCAUGGAUAUCACACAGGAAGGGGUGCACUUUGUUACAGGUGGAAAUGACCAUCUGGUCAAAGUUUGGGAUUAUAAUGAGGGUGAAGUGACUCACGUUGGGGUGGGACACAGUGGCAACAUCACACGCAUCCGCAUAAGUCCAGGAAAUCAAUAUAUUGUUAGUGUAAGUGCCGAUGGAGCCAUUUUGCGAUGGAAGUACCCAUAUACCUCCUGAAGCUGAUGAGAUGUCUCUGAGCCUUGGCGUUGCACACAGUCCUGUUGAAGACUGAGUUUAGAUAACUCCAACACUAGUCUUCGUUUCUCACAGCUCUGUUUUUGUUCUUGAGUCAAUUUUUUUCUUUUUCUUUAUAGAAUGCAUUUUAUAUUCUUAAAUUUCAUAUUAAAAUUGAAGUAUGUUCAAGAAUAA